AUGAAGACAUAAAUAAUUAAAAAUCUCAUUGAAGCCCAAUUUUUAUAAUAUGAAACAAUUCGCGAACUACAAUAUAAACGACAUUAAAAAUGUUUUGCAAUGAGUAGCUGUAAGUGAGACAGUUUGAUUUAAAUCAACAAAUAAAGCAACGAUUUCAGUAGAAAAAUGGUUAUAUAAAAGGCCAAGUCUACUUACGAAAUAAUACAAUAUCACAAAGUGCAACAAUCUCCAUUUUUCUGGUCGACACUACCAACAAUGGUAACUUGCAAAACCGUGGACACAACACCCGUAUCAAAAAUGAAUGCAACACACUCACGCAAGCCUCUAAGCGCUAACUCUUCCGGUUUCCGGCUCUUGGACAACGAUCAUUUGGAAGCAGAUUCAAGUGUUAGCAAAAAUUCUGUUUACAAAUUGAAAAUCGACCUGAUGUUUGAUGACACAAGAUCUGUCCGCAACAACAGACUUGACGACACUAGAGGAUCUCAUCGAACUCGUUCUAUAAUAAUGUAUGGCCGUAGUGAGCUCGCUAGUACAGGUCAAAGUGGUCGAUCUAUAACUAGUUUGCUGCAGGAGUCUACUGAAACAACAAGAAAGAAAACAGUUUCCACAAAAAAAGAUGUACAACGUAUUAGCAACAGUGUCCAGGAACAAAUUGAGCAACUAUUCACGGACGUAGCCAAGGAUGCCACAAGCAGUUUUUCAGUUAUAUACUUAGGAUCACUACCCCUAAAAGACAAAGUGACCAGCCUUCAGGGAUUGCAAGCACCUCUCCGUGCUCUGUAUUUGAAGGAGUUGAAUACCCAGAAAAAUUGCUCAGGAUUCUUGGACAUUUGUACUACGGGAUUACGCGUCAAGAUAAACGCAAAUUGUAAUGCAAGCAAUCAAAGUGACGAAAAUAUAACACCAUUUCACAAUAUAGCUGUUUGGUCAGCAGUAAAGUUUGUAAUCUCGGACACUGACGGCGGCGCGGCAUUUUUACCUUUGAUCACAGAUCCUGAGAAUAUUGAUAAAGCUUCAUUAUUCAGUCCUCUAGGUGAAUAUGAGAAAAAUCAAAUGCCAAGUAGUGGACACGCUCCAAUUUUUGCUGUGGUUAUGCGAUCUCCAGGUUUGGCAAAAAUUCUGAAAUGUCAUGCUUUUAUUUGUAAAAGUACUGAAGAUGCAAUCGUUAUUGCUGCUACAUUAUACCAGAGCUUAAUGGCACAUGUGAAUUCCAGUUCACAACGCAGCACAAAAAGGCGUACCCCACGUAAUCAGAAUGGCGUCAGCUGUAUAAGUAUUGCUAGCAGUUCGGUUCGAACUGGUUCAAACUACUUAUCCCAGUAUCAUGCCCUGUCUAGUGAUCGCAAGAGUUCUAUACGUAGUUCAGAAGGAAGCGUUGGGGUUGAUGUAGUAACCCCUCCCCGAGUGGGUCGAAAAAAACGGAAUUCAAAUAACGCCCUCAAUUCUAACAGUAAUAUCAUUAACGAGGCAGAAACGACAACGGAGGAACGAAAACGCAAGUCUCAUAAGAGCAAACGUGCUCCACCUAUUCCAAAUGAUAUCCAUUCUGAUGAUUCCGUACGAAACCACAGUAUUCCAAAUGGCAUUGGACUUAUAGAUAUACAUUGUGAUGAUUGUGGUGGUAAUAACGCCAUCAAAAGGGGUUUGCAAAGUAGAAAGACGAAAGAUAAUGUUUACAAAGCUUCAGAAAUUUUAGUUGGCAGUCACUUGCCCAUUACCGAACCCUUGGGAGGUAACUCCAGUGGUGGGCUGCGAAACGAAUUUACUGGAGAUAUUUUGACUCGCGUAGCAAUACCUCGAUCCGGUAGCUUCCUAAAUACGGGAGGGCUUACGCGGUAUAAAUCAAGAGCAGCGCGACGUCAUUCUGGAAAAUUAGGCGGAGGUGGUGGUUCACCACUUGGUUUCAGCGAACUGUUCAAUGAAUUCCGUUUGCAUGAAAAUCUUCAUUCAUUGGAUGAAAUUCUCUAUGCCAUAAUUGACGCUGAUGGAAUGUCUUUCAACGAUCUUAAACCAAUUUACAAGGAAUUCCUUCUCAAGUUGGCAGUGACACUAACGAAAGACGAACUUUUCCAACGAUCAAAGAAUAUUAUGCGUCGACAAAGAAAAAAGAAAUUGAAACGUCGAAAUACUGUUCCAGCAACCCAGAAAAAGUCCAAAACUUUAUUAUUUGGCACGAAGAGCUUGAAAAAGGUACUGCACUUGAGCCAAUUUAGAUCAUGUCGUGGUAAACCCCAGAUGAAACUAUCCCGAAAUAAAAAAGACGAAGGCAGAGAUCAAAACAUAAACGAAAGUCUGAAAAAUCAACCAUCAGUUAUGGGGCGUUUGACUCAUCAGCAGCGAUCGCGUGUGGCAACCAGUGGGUCGGAUGUAUCGGUGGUGCGUAAAGAUGCAAUUCAUGGUUUGAACAGAAACAGCAGCAGCGGCUACGUCUCUUGUUCCGAGUGCAGCUAUGAUUCAGAAUCAUGUACGUGUACUUCAGCGGAUAGAUGCUAUUGCAGUCUACGAACAGAUCACGUUAACAGCAGAUUACGGCGCAAACCUGAUCGUCCCGUGGCAAUCCCGAAAAGUCUGACUAAUAUCAGUAGGCGAAACACAAAUAAUACUUCCGGUAGCAAUAUAAAUCGAGAUUCGCUGAUAUCGUGCAAAUCGGAUGAAAAAUGUUAUUGUUCCAUGGUUGAAGAAGAAGCGGCUUUACCUGGUAGUGAUUUUGCCAAUACACAUUCGGACACUACAUGGUGUGACACGGAUAGCUGCAUCAGUACUAGCAAAUGCUACUGUAAACAUGAUCGCCGGGCGGGGUCUAUGCGAAGCCAAGGAGAAGGUACUCAGCCGAGACUGAAAAGUUCAACUGCCGCGGAAAAGCUAGCCUUAGAUUAUGAGCUUUUUACCAUCAAUGGUAAUGGAAAAUCUGUGAAAGAGCACGAAGCCUUAAGUGUUAAAAAAAGCGUUGAAGUAGCGGCUGUUUUUGCGGAUAUGAAGCUGAGUCAAACAACCGACAUCAAAAGCAUUUGCUCUACACCCUCAAAUAAAUCGAAGGCAAACUUAUCUGUGAGAAGCGCUCGAAGUGUGGAAACGAAAAAAUAUGCACAAUCGUUAAUAAAAAGGGACUCAUCCAGCAUCGAUCGGCGAAGCAAGGAUCACGGUGCGGGUACAUUAUCAACAAGCUCCUCACAAAAGUCGCAUAGCGCUGAUGAUUUGCUAGGGAAAUUGGGAGGAAUGGACAAGAAAUUGAAGUCGGGGUCAGUAAGGAGUAAUCUUACUAAUGGGCAAAGAAAGCUGGAAGAAUUUGAAAAACGAGGAAGUUUUCAAAGUAGUUAUCAGUCAAUGCGCGCUGUGAAUACUUCUUUAGAAGACACCUUGGGAUAUUUGCCAUAAAAGAAAGUUUUUUAUACUCAAUUAGACUUAGGCUAUUUUAUGCACAGAUAAUUAAAUUUAGUAUUUCUAAACAUAUAUGUAUUUAUGUAUUCAUGAGAAUAACAUUUUCGAACAACCGAAAUGUAAAUAUGUAGCUAUCGUUACUAGAAAAUGUAAAAGGUUACGAUCAUUUUUCAAUAGAAAAAUAUCAAAACUACAUAGCUACGUACAUACAUACAUACCUAUAUAUAUAUAUAUAAUUGAAGGUACUUCUUCAGGAUCUAGCCAGCGUAGCCGCUGUCUUUUCAUUCGUUUAACUAUAUCAAUGGCUCUGUUUAUGUCGUACAGCUCUUUCAUUAUUUUAUUGUUCCUUUACUUUUAAAUUAUUUACUAAUUCGAAGAAGUAACUGUUGGCAGGAGAUAUUAUUACCGUUUAUGUUGGUCGGUAUGUACGAGAUGAUUAACGAAAAUUCAGAAAUUCGUGUUUCGUUGUAAUAUACAGUCUAUACUAAUAUUCAGUGAAUGGCAAAUUAUAUAUGGAAUGAUUGCCCCGUAAAGACUAUUUAUAAGUGGUCCCGAAGCUUCCAGACCGGACAUCCACUGAUUACGUCACUGUAGCUCUGCUGAAAUCCAAAAUUCAGGAACGACCCACGAUUGACGCAAUCAAUUAUUGCUAAUGAAUUUAGCUUGAAUGCCAUAGCUGUAUCGUAAUGGUCACCACGAAUUUUAAUGAGCCCAAAAAGAGGAUCGAGUGCAUUUUGCUAUAUUUUCCUUAACAAAUUCGAGAAUGCUCAGUCUAGCAACUUUAGUAAACUGGUUACUGGUGACGAAUCCAGAAAGCACACCCACCCGUAAGCAACCGUAUCUAAGCUACAAAAAAACAGCAACGAAAGUAAUGAUAACAGUUUAAUUCACCCAAUCAAAAAUCGUAGCUGCUAUUCCAAAAAAGGGUAAACCGUAACUGCAAAAUGGUACAGCGAAGAGUGAU
Ceratitis capitata (Mediterranean fruit fly) is the source of this 4342-nucleotide messenger RNA. RefSeq lists its product as uncharacterized. The coding region runs from base 256 to 3375 and encodes 1039 amino acids. Lineage: Eukaryota; Metazoa; Arthropoda; Insecta; Diptera; Tephritidae. The record is from RefSeq and is a predicted model, not a curated record. The transcript has 7 exons.